CUAUUCAGAUAAUUACAAUAUAAUACCAAAUAUUUUAAAUUGAAAACACACGAUGUUAUCACCACAUUCGACUGUGUAACUGGAAAUGGAGGAAAACAUUAUUUUUGAGAAAUAAAAUUUAAUUUUCUUUGGUCAAACUUUUGUAAAAAAAGAUAAUUCAUCAUAUUAUUCUUUGUUAAAGCAACAGGCAAAGAAAAUACCAAAGAAAAAAAAAUUUAAAAACAUUUACACGUUUAGUUCAAUGUUACCCGCAAAUUCAAAGUUACCCAGAAUGACUGUAUAGUUUUUGUUUUGUUUUUGAAGAUUUUUUAAUUCAGUGUUCCGAGUUACAUCAUUAACUUAUGAUAAUUAUGCGAAACUAUUUACGGCUGUCAUGUUGGUUCACAAACAAAUAAACAAAGCAUAGUCAUGUCUUUAGCCAAAAGCAAAUAUUUUACUUGUCUUUCUGUUGAAAGCAAGCAACGAUAUCUUCAUAAAAUUUCUCAAAUAAAUAAUUUAGAUCCUUACAGUUUAGUGCAAUCUGACUUGGUUUUUUCAGUAGAUUUUUAUCCUAAAAUAGGUUACCCUGAUAUUGUAAGUUAUUUAAUGUUUGCUCCAUCUCCUAUAUCCGCUAAUGAACUUAAGUGCUAUAAAAGUUUGGAGUCAUAUAAUUUUUUCCUCUCUGGUUGGGUCAAGGAAAUCGGUUUAAAGUUAUUUGAUGAAAAAUGUUUGGUUAUUGGAAAGGUUUAUCAUUCUCAAAAGCAUAAAGAAACGGCAGCUUCAACAUGGAUUAUUUCUGAAAUGGAUGGUAAAGUAAUAUAUGCUCAUUGUAACUGCAUGGCUGGUCUCGGAGAGGCAUGUUCUCACAUUGGAGCAGUUUUAUUUUAUAUUGAUGCUGCUGUCAGAAUUCGUGAUUCUAAGACAGUUACAGAAAAAAAAGCAUAUUGGAUGCUUCCAUCUUCAAUCAAAGAUAUUCCAUAUGCAGAAUGCAUUGAUAUAGAUUUUACCUCCCCAAAUACUUUAAAACGAAAAUUUGAUGAAGAAAUAUUAAACGAAUCUACCUGUAGUGGAUUUCUAAAUGAUAAAAAAAGCGAUGCAUUAUCAAGUAGUUAUAAUUGCACUCCUCCAACUCAGAAUGAACUUGAUGCAUUUUUCAAUGAUCUGAGCCUCUGCAAGUCAAAGCCAGCUAUUUUGUCGAUUAUAUCCCCUUACAGUGUAGAUUACCAACCCUCAUCGUUAAAAUUGCAAUUUCCAAAAAUGUUGGGGGAACUUUAUGAUUCUUCAGCUUUAUCUCUUAGUUACCUAGAUUUAUGUAAACAAUGUGAAACUUUAAGUUUGUCUGUAUCGGAGGUUGAGCAGUUUAAUGUUGAGAAAGCUACAAGAGAGCAAGUUUUUUCAAAAAAAUGGUUUUAUUUUCGAGCAGGGAGAAUUACAGCAUCAAACAUGUAUAGUGUAUUACACACGCUUGAAGCCAUGCCUGCCUUAUCAUUAAUUAAAAAAAUUUGUUACCCUGAAAGUUACAAAGUUAGUUCAUGUCAAACUAAAUGGGGAAUAGACAAUGAAAAGAUUGCUUUAGCAAAAUAUUUUGAUAUUGUAAAACAUCAUCAUGUUAAUUUCAAAAUUAUAAAGUGUGGUUUUUUUAUAUCGACAGAGUAUCCUUUCAUAGGUGCUUCUCUAGAUGCUUUAAUAUCUUGUGAAUGCUGUGGUGAAGGAUGUGUUGAAAUUAAAAAUCCUGCUAACCAUAAAGACAAUUUUAUAUUAGAAGCUAUUGGUAAAGAUAAGACAUUUUGUAUACAAAUAAUGAACACUGAAAAAAAGCUUAAACAAACACACCCAUAUUACUUUCAAAUUCAAACUCAGUUGCAUACAUGUAAAAAAAAGUUUUGUGAUUUUUUUGUAAAUACAUCUAAAGAUUAUCACUUAGAAAGAGUUUAUCCAGAUAAUUCUAUAUGGACAGCCUGCGUUACUAAGUGUCAGCAAGUAUUUAGCAGUUCUAUCUUGCCAGAAUUAGUUGGUAAAUUUUUUACAAGAGAUACCAAAAAUAUGGAUUUUGACUUUAUUGAUGAUCACAGUUUAUAUUGUUAUUGUAAUGGCAAUGAAAAUGGUGAGUUAUUUCCUUGUGCAGGAAAGAGUUGCAAAAUUAAACUUUUUCACUUGGUAUGCCUAAAAUUGAAUAAUAAACCAAAAAAGAAUUGGCUGUGUCCUGAUUGUCAUAAAAAAUAUAUUUAGUAUCUAAAUGUGAGCAUCGAUUUAAAUACUUGUAAUAAAAUACUUUAUUUACUUAUUUUAAAUUUUUUUUAUAUGAUGUUUCAGUCUGAUUAACUCAGACGAUCAUCAAGCGUAAUAAUUUAUAAAUAAAAAAAUAAUUUUUUUAAUUUUAUGUCUGAUGAUGGUAUGAACUAAUUAGUCUGAAAUAUUACGUGAAUAAAUUAAAAAUUAGUACUUA
Molecule: messenger RNA, 2425 nt
Organism: Hydra vulgaris (swiftwater hydra)
Lineage: Eukaryota; Metazoa; Cnidaria; Hydrozoa; Anthoathecata; Hydridae
Molecular function (GO): zinc ion binding
Source: RefSeq, a predicted model, not a curated record